UCACCCAUACCAUCAACUGAGACUGUCUGCAGACCAAUAAUUAUUAUGUCAGACAUAUUGUCCAUUGUCGGGUUCGCUCUGACGGCCGUCUUCUCCAGCCUGCGCGUCUUCGCGAUAUGCAACAGGAGCCAUUUCUUGUCACUGUCUGUGUUCGCACUGAGCAUGGUUCCAUUCGUGUUAAACCUGGUGAACUUUACCAAAUCGCAAUAUAUGUCUAUCUCGGCACCCUUUUUUGGCAUAGAGUGCGUCGGGGAGACAUCCUUAUCUGCGCGAACACUCACCAUGUUCGUGUGGACUAUCCGUGUCUCACUCGUCCUCGCCGACGCGAUUGUGCUAAUUUCGACCUGGACUCGGACAUUCGGACACUGGAGGCAAGCACGGCGUGCGGACGUCUCGGUGUCGCUGACGGCAUGCUUGCUGCGCGAUGGAACUGUCUAUUUUGUAAUCCUUUUAGCGAUAAAUAUCACCCAGCUGGCGACCGUCAAUACUACUGCGGACGUGGCCCCCCUGACCCCGUUCAUCACUAUCGUGCCCCUAGUACUCAUCAAUCGCUUCAUGAUCAACCUACGUACGGUCGACACAGAUCAAUCAGAGACCUCUGAUAAAAGCAGCUUGGAUCAUGGGUUGUCGACGCCGCACUUUAGAAGGUCGACGGAUUUCUUGGGGAAUCUUGGUGAGACGCUGCAUGAUGGCUGGGAUGGCAACCUUCAGGGGGACAGCCUGUCAGGAGGGGAUGAUGCAUAUUCUGGCGAGAGCUACGCGCUAAGCGAAAGGGCUGUACACAUGGAGUAAUGCUGGACUGAUUUUGACCGUAUCAUUUCGAGGCCAAAGUAUACCC
Messenger RNA from Phanerochaete carnosa HHB-10118-sp, 838 nucleotides. RefSeq lists its product as uncharacterized. The coding region runs from base 46 to 792 and encodes 248 amino acids. The transcript is spliced from 9 exons. Lineage: Eukaryota; Fungi; Basidiomycota; Agaricomycetes; Polyporales; Phanerochaetaceae. The record is from RefSeq and is a predicted model, not a curated record.